This is a messenger RNA of Lonchura striata (white-rumped munia), 2014 nucleotides long. It is a transcript of the gene LYAR, whose product is annotated as Ly1 antibody reactive. Lineage: Eukaryota; Metazoa; Chordata; Aves; Passeriformes; Estrildidae. Gene Ontology annotation, cellular component: nucleolus. Gene Ontology annotation, molecular function: DNA binding. The record is from RefSeq and is a predicted model, not a curated record. Gene Ontology annotation, biological process: rRNA processing; negative regulation of transcription by RNA polymerase II.
GGGGCGGGGGCAGCGGGGGCAGCGCAGGCGCGGGCGGCGGGGGCCGGAGCGGGCGGUGCGGCGCGUGCCGCGCGGGCGGCGGCCGCUGAGAGGUGCGUUUCUGUGGGAAGGAAGAGGCUCCUGACCACUUGCCAACAUGGUAGUUUUCACAUGCAAUGCGUGUGGAGAAGCUGUGAAGAAAGCACAGGUUGAAAAGCAUGUGAACAUCUGCAGAAAGUGUCAGUGCCUGUCUUGCAUGGAUUGUGGCAAGGAUUUCUGGGGUGAUGACUAUAAAGAACACGUGAAGUGUGUAAGUGAAGACCAGAAAUAUGGUGGGAAAGGCUUUGAAGCCAAAACGAACAAAGGAGAUGCUAAACAGCAGGAGUGGAUUCAGAAAAUUCAUGAAGUAAUGAAGAAGCCAAACAUAAGCCCUAAAGUGCGGAGCAUCCUGGAGCAAAUGCGUGCCUUUGAUAACAUUCCAAGAAAAAAAGUAAAGUUUCAGAAUUGGAUCAAGAACAGUUUGAGAAUUAAGGACAGCAAUUUGCAAGAUCAAGUGUGGGAUGUUUUCUCAGAAGCAACCAGAAAUAUUUCAAAUGAAAAAGAACAAGACAAACCACAACAGAAGGAAGAACAGCAGUCUGCAGAAACUGGGGAAAAUACAAACGCAGAAGAAAAUGGAAUUACAGAUGCAAAAACUGAGAGAAAAAAGAGUAAGAGGGAACGAAAAGAAGAGAGGCAAAAGAACAAAAAGAAGGAGAAAAAAGAUCUGAAAUUGGAAAACCAGGAAGAAGUAAAAAAGAGUAAAAAGUCCAAAAAAGGAAAAGAGAGCGUAGAGGAUGAAUUUGAAAUAAAUGGAAAUGGCAAUCACUGUGAAAGAGAAGGGGAAAGAAACGUAAAGAAACGCAAACAUAAACAUAUAGAAGAGGAGCCUCAUACUAAAACAAAGAGAAUGAAAACUGAAAGUAUUUCGGAAGACAUGGAAACAGAAAACAUCAAUGACAGUGAAGAAAAUGUGGGAACAGAGAAAGGUAAAUUCAACUGGAAGGGAACCAUCAAAGCAGUUUUGAAACAGGCUCCAGACAAUGAAAUUUCAAUUAAGAAACUAAGAAAAAAGGUGAUAGCUCAAUAUUAUGCAGUAGCUGGUGAACAUCACAAAAAAGAAGAGGAGAUCCUAGUCAUAUUCAAUAAGAAAGUGAAUAACAAUCCCAAAUUUAGAGUUCUAAAGGACAAAGUGAAACUUGUGAAAUAAACAGUUUGCAUACUUUUCAUAGCUGUUGUAUUUUAAUCUUGCAGACAGUCAAAUCCUUCUGUCAGCUGUACAACUACUGUGCAUUGGUAUCAGUUUAAAUUGUGUAUAUGAAAGGAGAAUUUAACUUUUAAUACUGAAUCCCUCCCCCUUUUCUAGAUUUACCACAGAACAUUUUCAGAUAUUUUAUUUUUUGAUUUUACGGAAGAUGUAUAUUUUUUGGUACAAUUUUUAAGAGGCAUUGAAAAUAAUUGCUGGCCUACUGUAUUAAUAUUCUUCCAGUAAUGUAUGUAAUUUAUAGUCAUGAAUGUUUUUCAGGACCUGGGUUGUGUGGCUUUUUGCAGGAAUUAUUUUUCAGAGCAAAUAGGAUUUUCAUAUUCAAAAACCCACUGAGGAAUAAAUGUUUUAUUAUGCUAAAAUUCAAAAUGCUAUGGCUGAUACCCACUUCACACACUGUGGGUAGUGUUUGCAGCCUUUAAUAAACUGUUGAUUCUGUGUUGAAAAAUGUUUGCAGCCUUUAAUAAACUGUUGAUUCUGUGUUGAAAAAUGUAUAAAUAAAAUGGCAGAUCUGUGUAUGCAAUAUGUCAGAUUCAGUGAAAAUCUAAAGACUGAGUUACCUGUAUAUGCAUUUUUACUGAAAGUCUUCAUUAGUAAUGCAACUGACUUCAACAGAAGUGGUUACAUGGAGUAAAAAUUGACUGAUGAAAUAUAUUACUUUAAAACACAAGCUUAAAUCUAAUUAAUCUUGUUACUUUAUAAUUGCAUAAUAAAUCCACAAAUUAUACAUCA